Molecule: messenger RNA, 972 nt
Organism: Plasmodium cynomolgi strain B
Lineage: Eukaryota; Apicomplexa; Aconoidasida; Haemosporida; Plasmodiidae
Exons: 2
Source: RefSeq, a predicted model, not a curated record
UAAUGUCUGUGCUUUGAAAAAUACACUCGCCCUGAAUGAUAAAUGCGCGAAAUUCCAAAAGGGGGUUAAAUCCCUCGUUGGGAUCCUCCUCAAAAAUUUUGUCUUCAAUUUGUAUUACGCAUUGGACAAAAUUAAAGAGAACGAUGGCAUAAAAAGAGAUGACAGUGAAGGUUCUAAAAUGAAUUGCAGAAGAAAGUUGGACAAGUCCAUGAAGAAUAUUGAGAAGUGCAUUAACUUGUGUCUAGUAGUUUUGAAAACGUUACAGGGAGAUGAACAUUUUUUUGCUCAGUAUGUGCUGGAGAACUACUGUUCAAUUAAUUUAAGUCAUAAUGAUAAAAGGAAGGAGGGGAAGAAAAAAAAAAACAACAACAAAUUCGAUGACGCCCUUUUGAUGUACCACUCGUAUAGCAAUUCACAGCCGUCGAGAUGGAAAAAUAAACCGAAGGGGGAGAUUAACGGAGUAUGUCUAAAUGCAGGGGAAACGGGGGAGCACAGCAUGUUCAUAGGAGAUAGGGAAGUCAACUCUUAUGUUAACAAAAUUGCAACGAUAGAUUCGUACAUAGACAAACAUAAGAUGUACUCCAAAGGGGACUUCAUUUGUGAACUAAAUAAUUUUUUUAAUGCGUUUUAUUUGAAGAAGGGACCUUCAAAUGGGGACCAUGCCAGGUUUGGCGUGGCCCAAAAGGGAGAAGAAAACGCGGAAGUGAAAGCGGAAGUAAAAGCGGAAGUAAAAGAGGAAGAAAAAAACAUAAUCGAUGACGACUGCGUAACGAAUAAUUUAUUCUCAGAGUACUUUAACAGCUGCAGAAGGAACAACAAAAUGGUGAAUACGCUAAUAAAAGAGGUGAAUUUACAGAGCUUACGAAAUUUCCAUCGCGUUUUAUACAAAAAUAUUAAUUUUAUCCGAAUGUUUAACGCGCGAAAUGAUACCAAGCAUGAAAUGGAUGCCCUGCAGCUGUCUACUCUUUUUUG